Molecule: messenger RNA, 3245 nt
Organism: Colias croceus (clouded yellow)
Lineage: Eukaryota; Metazoa; Arthropoda; Insecta; Lepidoptera; Pieridae
Gene: Wdr24
Product: GATOR complex protein WDR24
Biological process (GO): positive regulation of TOR signaling
Molecular function (GO): protein binding
Source: RefSeq, a predicted model, not a curated record
UAUUGUAUACGAUUCUGGCUAUUAAAUGGUGUUUCGUUGAUAGUCGUUUUAAUUUAACGUCAUGAAAUCGUCAUAUCAUGCAACCAUGUGUUUGUGUUUUGAUAUUUUAGUUGUUUAUAAUUUAUAUUUUUAAUAUUUGUGCCUUUGUUAUUUUGGCUUGAUCUAAUUUGGUCUUGAUAACAUCGUGAGUCGUGAUUGAACUAGCUUCAUUAGCAAAGCAAAUAUAUUGAUAUACAAAUACAAUACCUAUACAUCAAUUAACAUGAUACCAUCAAAUACUAUUUGUGUAUCACAAGAAGGGCCUGCAAAUGCUUUGGCACUAAAUAAGGACUGCAGUCAAGUUGUUAUUGCUGGGAGAAAUGUUUUCAAAGUAUUUUCCAUUGGAGAGGAUGAGUUUUCGGAAGUAUGCAAUCUUAGAGUGGGGAAGAAUUUGAAUCUCAAUUUUUCAUCAAUUGAUGUUGCCUGGAGUACUAUUGAAGAGAAUACUCUAGCCACUGCAGCCACAAAUGGAGCAGUUGUUGUGUGGAAUCUGGGCAGAUCUGGUCGGUCAAAACAGGAACAUGUGUUCUCAGACCAUAAACGGACAGUUAACAAGGUAAGCUUCCAUUUAACGGAACCGUCACUACUGAUCUCGGGUUCACAAGAUGGAAUGAUGAAAUGUUUCGAUCUACGCAUGAAAGAAGUGGCGAGGACAUUUAUCAGCAACACAGAAUCGAUCCGCGACGUCCAAUUCAGUCCGCACACAGCACACCUGUUCGCAGCCGUGUCCGAAAAUGGCACGGUCCAGUUGUGGGAUGCGCGACGUCACGAACGAGCAUUACACCAGUUUACUGCGCACUCGGGGCCCGUGUUUGCGUGCGACUGGCACCCGGACGUGCCCUGGCUAGCUACCGCGUCCCGGGAUAAGACUAUCAAGGUAUGGGAUAUACACGCAAAGCCGAACUUAGAGCACACGAUAUACACAAUUGCCUCGGUGGGACACGUCAAAUGGAGGCCACAGAAAAAGUACCAGGUAGCCUCAUGCGCACUGGUGCUGGACUGCGCGGUGCACGUGUGGGACGUGCGGCGGCCGCACGUGCCGCUGGCCACGUUCGCGGAGCACCGUGACGUCACCACCGCCAUCGCCUGGCAGGCCUCGCCGCACACCUUCCUAUCCACCAGCCGGGACUGCAGCCUGUACCGGCACCGGUUCACGGAGGCGGCGCACCCGGUGCUGUGGGCCAACCCGCACGGCGUGUGCGUGUCGGCGCGCUCGCAGAUCGCGCACGCGCUGCCCGAGCGCCCGCUGCCUGCGCGCGCGCCGCCCGCCGCGCCCCCGCCCCGCCAGACCCACGCGCACGCCCGCAAGCAGCCGACGGCGGGCUCGCUGGGCGCGGCGGCGCAGGCGGCGCUGGAGCGCGCGUUCCCGGGCGGCGCCGCGUCCACGCUCACGCGGCACCGGGCGGCCGGCGGCGCGCCCGUGCUGGCGUGCGCGGCGCGCUACCGGCUGGCCGGCGCCGCGCCGCACGACCUCGCCAGGCACAACGCGCAGGUGGCGCGCGACAACCAGCGGCACAUGGUGGCGCACGUGUGGGAGGUGGUGGCGGCGGUGUACAGCGCGCGCAACGGGGCGGGGCCGGGGGCGGGCCGCGCGCCGCCCCCGGCCCCGCCCCGCGACCCGCCGCCCCGCACCGACCCCGCGCCGCACCACACCGCCUACAAUGGCGCGGAGGAGGAGGUGGUGGAGGAGACGGAGGAGUGGGAGAGCCGCACACACAAGCACAGCGGCGUGCUCGGCCUGCCCACGCACACCAUCUACAUCCCGCCGCACAAGUACAAGCGGGACGUGGACACAACCGGCUGGAUAUCAGCGGCUAGCGCACACUACGUGGACGUGGACGCAGCUGAUUGGACGCUGCCCGAGGAGGCGUUCCCGUUACGUGCGCACCCACACGCGCACGCGCACGCACACACGCACGCAGCUAUCGAGGAACAUGAUGAGCAUGAGUCAGCAAACUUAAGCGGUCACAUGAACGGCCAUAACGGUGGAACAUCAGGUUCGCCUGGCGGGUCUACCGGCUCCGGCUCCCUGCAACCAUCAGGGGGUAUGGGGGCUCUGGGGGUGAAUACCAACACCUCGCCUACGCUGCAGAGAUCUAAUAGUGUCACUACAGCCGCUCAAUCUAGCGAGGAGGGCAGUGCGGAGCAGCGCGCGGGCGAGGUGGGCGCGGCGGUGCGCGGGCGCGGCGUGCGGGCGGCGCUGGCCCCGCUGGUGGCCGGCGCGCUGGCCGCGCACGCGGCGCUGGGCGACGUGCAGACCGCGGCCGGCGUGCUGCUGGCGCUGCAGGAGCGGCGCGCCGAGCUGCUGGCGCACGUGGACGAGGCCGCGCAGGAGCUCUGGCUGCUGGGCUACGUGGAGCUGCUGCAGCGGCACGCGCGCUGGGGGCUGGCGGCCGAGGCGGCGCGCGCGGCCUGGCUCGGCGCCGUGUGGGGGCUCUCGCAGCAGUGCAGCUCGGUGGCGGCGGCCUGCGCGCGCUGCGGCCGGCGCGCGCGGCGCCGGCUCGUGCGAGCGCUGCCCGCGCGCGCCGCCCGAGCGCUGCGCCGUGUGCGCGCGCGCCGUGCGCGGCCUGCUGGCCUGGUGCCAGGGCUGCGCGCACGGCGGCCACCUGCACCACAUGCAGCGCUGGCACCGGGCGCACCGCCUGUGCCCCGCCGGCUGCGGACACCACUGCCAGCUCGGCUAGCGCACCCCCCAACCUGCUGGCCUGGUGCCAGGGCUGCGCGCACGGCGGCCACCUGCACCACAUGCAGCGCUGGCACCGGGCGCACCGCCUGUGCCCCGCCGGCUGCGGACACCACUGCCAGCUGGGCUAGCGCACCCCCCAACCUGCUGGCCUGGUGCCAGGGCUGCGCGCACGGCGGCCACCUGCACCACAUGCAGCGCUGGCACAGAGCGCACCGCCUGUGCCCCGCCGGCUGCGGACACCACUGCCAGCUGGGCUAGCGCACCCCCCAACCUGCUGGCCUGGUGCCAGGGCUGCGCGCACGGCGGCCACCUGCACCACAUGCAGCGCUGGCACCGGGCGCACCGCCUGUGCCCCGCCGGCUGCGGACACCACUGCCAGCUCGGCUAGCGCACCCCCCAACCUGCUGGCCUGGUGCCAGGGCUGCGCGCACGGCGGCCACCUGCACCACAUGCAGCGCUGGCACCGGGCGCACCGCCUGUGCCCCGCCGGCUGCGGACACCACUGCCAGCUGGGCUAGCG